Clupea harengus (Atlantic herring) is the source of this 1998-nucleotide messenger RNA. Its product is annotated as snake venom vascular endothelial growth factor toxin-like. Gene Ontology annotation, molecular function: growth factor activity; chemoattractant activity; vascular endothelial growth factor receptor binding. The record is from RefSeq and is a predicted model, not a curated record. Gene Ontology annotation, cellular component: membrane. Gene Ontology annotation, biological process: positive regulation of endothelial cell proliferation; positive regulation of protein phosphorylation; vascular endothelial growth factor signaling pathway. Lineage: Eukaryota; Metazoa; Chordata; Actinopteri; Clupeiformes; Clupeidae.
AUCUGCGAGGCGGAAUGCACUUGCCGAGGAGACUGACGCGACUACAGCUGCCAGAACGUCCCCAUCACCACCGCUGUCUGGACACCGUCUGAGAACUGGGCUAGUGGGCACCGCUGUAGAUUAUGGGAAAAUGCUGAAGAUUGCCUUUCAAAAGACCUGUGUCUACGCCGGAGAGCAAUCAUUUCUGUUUAAUAACUAGAUAUCAAAUAUCACAUUACACUGGCAGAGAGGUGACCUGAUGAGAGACUAAGAGCUUAGCCUACACUGUAACUUUUAUUAAGUUUCAUACGGCCUUGUUUUCUUUUCAUUCAUUUUAUAAGAGAAUCGUGUGCUAAAAAGGCAAGUUAUUCACGUGAAUAUCCGGUUGGGAUCAGCUUAUUAAGGGAGAUCGCAAAACCAUCCUUCUCUUCUCUCCCGUGAAGCACGCCUGGCGAUGCUGUCCGGUCUCUCUCUCCGCCCCGCGUCCUAGAGGGAAUUCACUCCGUUUCUCGAGGGGCAGUCGGCAUUCACCAUCCCCUGUCGAAUGAAAAACGCUCGAGAUGAAAAGUUUCCUCGGCAUCUCUCAGAUCAUCGCGACUCUGCUGUUUAAUAUCUCACCUGUCCAGGCUUCAACCUCCGUCAGCAAAAGCCCAUCUAAAGCGACGCCGAUGAUGUUCCACGAGGUGUGGGGGCGGAGCCUGUGCCGCUCGAUGGAGAGGAUGGUGGAGGUGGAGCUGGAGUACCCGGGCACGGUGGAGUACGUCUUCAGCCCCGCCUGCGUGCUCCUGCGCCGCUGCUCCGGUUGCUGUAGCGACGAGAACCUGGUGUGCUUCCCCACCCUCACCCACAACGUCACCAUGCAGCUCCUGAGGAUAACUCCGUCAGAGAAAGCCAGAACCUACGUGGAGCUCAGCUUCGUGGAGCACGAUGCCUGUGAAUGCAGGCCAAGGAGGAGUUAUCUGACCAACAAGAGUGGACGCCGACUGGGAGGACGAGACAGGAGGAGAAAAGACAGGAAAAGAGGGAGAGACUGUGGAAAGUGCGUUCAUCCACGCAGUGUCUAGCUGGGACCUGUGACUCAUGAGGCGGUCACUGCCAUCCUCUCCACCCUGGGCUGCUGGCCUUGGCUUCAUAUCAACUCACACGCACCGCGGCCACAAUGACAUCAUAAGAACACAAACUUCAAUGAACAGCAUGCUGCGUGAUCCAUCAGCACACGUGUGUGUGUGUGUGUGUGUGUAUGUGUGUGUGUGUGUGCGCACCUGGAACAGGAGUGACAUCACCUUAAGAUCACAGCUGACUCCAGAACAGUUCUGGCCCGGGUGCGGAUCAGAGCCGUUACACAGUCAGCUGCCUCCCGGGAACAUUCUGCUCGUCAAACAUUCACAUUUAGGGAUUUUGUCAGACACCCUUGGAACCAAUUUGACCUCACCCAGGUCAGUUUCACAGCCCCCUUUGAUAGGCUAUGACCCCCAUACUAUCAGUUCUGUGUGGACUGAUCCACAUAAGAGAAGUAAUGUAUUAGACCAUCCUAGCUGCUGAGGAUGUCCAUUACUAGAUCUGAGACGACGAGACACAAUACCUUUAUCCUCAGUGUCAGAUCAUCUGCCUACAUACAAAACAACGCUAGCUGUAUGGGUUGUGCCCUGAAAGGAGGUCUGGUUUUGGGGAGAGGAAGAUCAUAUGAGUGCAGAGGACUGGACGACUGGCUGAAACUUAAUAUGUAAAUAUAUGUAUGUUGAGUCUCAUUUGAUGAGUGUUGAACUUGUAAAUAUGUCCCAAAACGCAUCAAUAAAUGUAUGUACACACACCAAUUCUGGAUAUGACUUUUGUCCAUGUAAGCUACUUUCUACAGUGUAAUGUACAAUGGAAAACAUAGUAAGCAUUUGUGUAUCAUUAGGAAGGAGUUGCAAUCUGAGGACAGUGUGGGAUUCCCUGUCUCCGCCGGGUUGAAUCAGGGUCACGGCGGGAGCUCGAUUAUGUAAUUACAAUAGUGUACAGGCAGUACUAGCGUCUCGA